AUGCCAAUAAGCAAUUUCUAUUUCUUAGAUGGUUUUCCAUGGCAAGUUCCUAGUCGCUAUCAAGGAGAAGUUACAAUAUUUCAAUUGGACAAAGUUCGGAUACCGACACAUAUUGUCACUGGUGAAAACGAUGUUCGAAUUCUAGUUGCGCAUAGCUAUGCACUAGAACGAGCACUUUAUUCUCUAGGUGUUCCGCAUAAAUUAAUCGUCUUUCCGAAUGAAGGUCAUAAUAUUGAUAGAAAUCCAUGGCAUGAAAAAAUCAAACUCCGAGAAGAAUUGAAAUGGUUACAUAAAUAUGGACAUAUUUACGCAUCGACAUGUGAAGAGGCUUUGAUUUCACUCGACAAUAGUCAACGAAUGAAUCUAUAA
Molecule: messenger RNA, 369 nt
Organism: Rotaria sp. Silwood1
Lineage: Eukaryota; Metazoa; Rotifera; Eurotatoria; Philodinida; Philodinidae
Source: the annotation of a GenBank genome assembly